Tachysurus vachellii is the source of this 7926-nucleotide messenger RNA. Its product is annotated as ELKS/RAB6-interacting/CAST family member 2. NCBI's taxonomy places the organism in Eukaryota, Metazoa, Chordata, Actinopteri, Siluriformes, Bagridae. The record is from RefSeq and is a predicted model, not a curated record. The transcript is spliced from 20 exons. Gene Ontology annotation, molecular function: structural constituent of presynaptic active zone. Bases 262 to 3627 code for a protein of 1121 amino acids. Gene Ontology annotation, cellular component: cytoskeleton of presynaptic active zone. Gene Ontology annotation, biological process: regulation of synaptic plasticity; maintenance of presynaptic active zone structure; neuromuscular synaptic transmission.
CAUUUAGAGGCGGUCCCGAUUAAAACAGAAACGCCCCCCCUCCCGUUAUUGAGACAGGCACGCGCGCGCGUCCCCGCGGCCCAAUGAAAGCGCGAGACCAGAGCAACCGGAGACGCGAGGCGACGCUGACGGAGGAGAGCGCACAGAUGGAGGCCAAGCCGCCUGUAUUAUAGCAGGAUGCAGUAAGACACCGUACCAGUCACAAAGGGGCAGAAACUCGCAUCUGGCCACGGCCCCUGAUCUUCCCCACAACUCCAGAAGAUGUACAGCGGUGCAGCGCGAGGCGUCAGCCAUAUUGAGGGCAGCCCAGCUCGUUCUCCUCGCCUGCCCCGAUCGCCCCGUCUGGGACACCGCAGGGUCACUGGCGCCAGUUCGGGCGCCAAGACUCUGUCAAUGGAGAACAUCCAGUCUUUAAACGCUGCCUAUGCUACAUCAGGCCCCAUGUAUCUGAGUGAGCACGAGGCUGUGGGCUCCACCGCCACCUACCCGAGAGGCACCAUGACGCUGGGACGCGGCGCCAGCCGGGCUGUCUACGGAGGACGCGUCACUGCCAUGGGCAGCAGUCCUAACAUCGCGUCCAUGGGCCUGGGACCACACGCAGAUCUCCUAUCUUAUGGUGAACUGGGUUCGCUAGGUUCACUGGCCCUGCAGCAUCACCAGCAGGGGGCGCUUCAGGCACAGCUCCGGGACAUGCAGCGUGAGAACGAGAUCCUGCGUCGAGAGCUGGAGCUCAAGGAAAGCAAGCUGGGCUCCUCAGCAAACAGCAUCAAGAGCUUCUGGAGCCCAGAGUUGAAGAAGGAGCGUGGGAUGAGGAAGGAGGAAGCGGCACGCACCUCUGUGCUGAAGGAGCAGAUGAGGGUGACGCACGAGGAGAAUCAGCACCAGCUGGACGCUCGAAGGAUGAAGCAUCUGCAGAUGACCAUUCAGGCUCUUCAGGAUGAGCUGAGGACCCAGCGUGACCUGAACCACCUCCUGCAACAGGAAAGCAACUCCAGACCUGCCGGAUCAGAGCACUUCACCACCAUCGAGCUGACCGAGGAGAACUUCCGCCGCCUGCAGGCCGAACAUGACCGCCAGGCCAAGGAGCUCUUCCUGCUGAGGAAGACCCUGGAGGAGAUGGAGCUGAGGAUCGAGACACAGAAACAGACGCUGGGCGCCAGGGACGAGUCCAUCAAGAAACUCCUGGAGAUGCUGCAGAGCAAAGGGCUCCCUCCGGUGGCCGGGAGAACCUCAGACGAGGAGGAGCAGGACAGGGCAAGAAGAAUCGCAGAGGCCGAGGCUCAACUCGGGCACCUCGAGGUCAUACUGGACCAGAAGGAGAAAGAGAACCUUCACCUGAGAGAGGAGCUUCACCGAAGAAACCAGCUGCACCAGGACCCGAGCAAGACCAAAGCCCUGCAAACUAUCAUAGAGAUGAAGGACACGAAGAUCGCCUCUCUGGAGCGGAACAUCCGAGACCUGGAGGACGAGAUUCAGAUGCUGAAGGCCAACGGCCUGCUGAGCACAGAGGACCGUGAGGAGGAGAUUAAACAGAUGGAGGUUUACAAGAACCACUCCAAAUUCAUGAAGACCAAGAUUGAUCAGUUGAAGCAGGAGCUGUCGAAGAAGGAGUCGGAGCUGCUGGCUCUGCAGACCAAGCUGGAGACUCUGAACAAUCAGAACUCAGACUGCAAGCAGCACAUCGAGGUUCUCAAAGAGUCUCUGACAGCCAAAGAGCAACGAGCAGCUAUUCUGCAGACUGAGGUGGAUGCUCUGCGGCUACGUCUCGAGGAGAAGGAGUCCUUCCUGAAUAAGAAGAGCAAGCAGCUGCAGGACCUGACCGAGGAGAAAGGCACACUCGCUGGAGAGAUCCGUGACAUGAAGGACAUGCUGGAGGUCAAAGAGCGCAAAAUCAACGUGCUGCAGAAGAAGAUUGAGAACCUGCAGGAGCAACUGCGGGAUAAAGAUAAACAGCUGGGGAACCUGAAGGACAGGGUGAAGUCCCUGCAGACCGACUCGACCAACACGGACACGGCCCUGGCCACGCUGGAGGAGGCUCUGUCUGAGAAGGAGCGAAUCAUCGAGCGUCUGAAGGAACAGAGAGAGCGAGAGGACCGGGAGCGAGAGAGCGAGCUCGACUCAUACAAGAAAGAGAACAAGGAUCUGAAGGAGAAGGUCAGCAGUCUGCAGGUGGAGCUGACAGAGAAAGAGUCGAGUUUAAUAGACCUAAAGGAACACGCCUCCUCUCUGGCCUCGUCCGGCCUGAAGAAAGACUCCAAGCUGAAAUCUUUGGAGAUCGCCAUCGAGCAGAAGAAGGAGGAGUGCAGCAAGCUGGAGACACAGCUGCAGAAGCAAGCCGAGCAGCUGUUCAAUCAGAUGAACAACCCUAAGGCCCACGAGGUGGAGGUCCAGCAGGGUUCUCGGGGAAACCCGGACUACAUGGACCGAGUAAAGCACCUGGAGAAGGAGGUGACCUUCUACAAGGAGGAGUCGGGGAAAGCACAGACGGAGGUGGAGAGGCUGCUGGAUAUCCUCCGUGAUGUGGAAAGCGAGAAGAACGACAAGGACAAGAAGAUUGCCGAGCUGGAGAGGCAGAGCAAAGACCAGAACAAAAAGGGGCCUGGCAUAAAGCUUGGGCAACAAGCAGAGAAAAAAGGCAGCAGCAUUCUGCCAGACCCUCGUAAGGACAACCCCAUGGACAAUACCAAGAUGGAGGAGUUGAUGACGGUGCUGGAAAAGACGAGGCAGGAGUUGGAAGCCACUAAGCAGCGCUUGUCCUCAACCCAGCAGUCUUUGACUGAGAAGGACGGACACUUGACCAACCUCCGUCAGGAGAGACGCAAACAGCUGGAGGAAAUUCUAGAGAUGAAGCAGCAAGCCCUCCUGGCCGCCAUCAGUGAGAAGGAUGCCAACAUCGCCCUGCUGGAGCUUUCUUCUUCUAAUAAGAAGAAAACCCAGGAGGAGGUCAUGUCGUUAAAGCGUGAGAAAGAUAGGCUAAUGCAACAACUCAAGCAGCAGACCCAAAGCAGAAUGAAAUUAAUGUCAGACAACUAUGAAGAUGACCACUUCCAUCCUCAUGGUCCCCCGCACCACCACCAAUCGGGAACACCCCACCCCCAUCCCCACCCACAGGGCCCACCUCCUGCCCAGGGCCAGCCUCUGUACCCACAUGCCCCCCUUCCUCAACAGCAACCCCCCUACCCACACACUCUCCAUCCUCAACAUCCUCAACCCCUACCUCCACACCCUCAUCCUCAACAGACACCACAUCCGUCGUACCCCCAACACCCCCAGCCACCUGGCCCCCACCAACACCCGCCAAGGCCCCAGCAGCCCCACCCACAGCACCCGCACUCUGGUCCUCCUCCUCAGCAACACCCGCAACAUUCUCAACAUGGGCCACCGCUGCAGCAAGGCCCCCAUUCUCAGCACCCACAACACCCUCAACACACUCAACACCCACAACACCCACAACACCCUCAACACCCUCAACACCCUCAACACCCCCACCACUCUCCUCAUGCUGCCCCUCAUGGACCACACCCUCGGCAUCCACCCCCGCACCACCGUGCCCCCGCCCGUGGGCCGCCCCACCAAGGACACAGACCCACUCCAGAUCCGGAUGACGAGGAGGGCAUUUGGGCAUAACCAUUUCAAACCAAAGCUGUGCAGAUCUUAUAUAGGGUGAAAGUUGGAGGUGCAUAACCAUGUCAUACAGAUGAAACUAUCCAUUAUCCACUUGGCCGGACUCUGUCUCCCAUCAGACAGGUACUUCAGCAGAGAGCCUUCACACUGAGGAAGAGGAGCAGGAGGGGUGUGAAUGUGUGAGGCCAGUGGGAAAACUCACACCUGAGCAGAUGGGGGAAGAAAUUAGGAUGGAGAGAUUUGCAGGUCUGGAUGCUGGAGAUGCAGAUGCACCUGGUGCCUGAUGGAAUACUGAUCAAAACACCACUCUGGACACCUUUAUUGAACAAAAGCCGUAGGAUGUAAUCAUAUGCAGCUGACCUGCCUUCAUCCGUUUCACCUUCUUAUCUCCAGCCACUUCGAUGUGACUCUGUCUGCUCGUUCACGCUCGUCCAUGCCCCGUCUCUGACUCAGCAGCUGAGCCUGGACUAUGGGUCCCGCCAAUCAAAAAAAAAACAACAAAAUCACUCAUUUCACACCUCUUUGUUAACUGCCAGAAGGUUCUGUGGUCAUGACUUUAAAAACAAUGUUUGACAUUGUUUAAAAAUCCAUCGUCUAUAAAUUUGUUACUGUUUUGUUACAAAAUUAUAAUUUGAUAUAUAAGUUCAGUACAUACUGUAGUGAAUUUCAGCACUUAGUGUUGAGUAAAUUGGGGGGUGCAGAUUGAGGGAAGUUUCUGGUGUCUUCUUAGUGACAGUGUGGAGUUAGCGGGACAUCAGGGCAAGUUUAGAGUCAGUGCAGCUCGGUCACUGGAAGCUGUCUAUGUGGCUGUAUUGAUGACUCUACAAAUCUGUUUCUUGCUGGUCAGAAAAAGGAUAUGAAACAUUUGAAAUGUGCCCCUUUACAUUGAAGUGUGCCCUUUAAAAAUGACCCUUGAGGACUGUAUCCAUAUUAUGGUAACGAGCUAGCUAGGUGGAUGAUGUUUAGCUUUGUGACACUGACUAACUCUCAAGCUAGUUGGCUAUUUGGUGAUUUCUCUUCAGUUACUCGAAUGCUAUACAGUUCUGUUUGAAAUGUGAAUUUAACGUGCCAUUAGCUAGCUAAAUAAUUAGGUUUUGUUUACUGUGUGGUACUCCAGUGUCAGCCCAUUGUUCCAUAACAGUUGCUAGCUUACUUAUUAGCAAGCUAACUCAAGUACGUAUGUAAGCAGAUUGGUCAUCAUAUUUAUGCAAAUGGAUGUCAGAGGGUUCCUCUAUAAUCAAUGUGUCAGCUGUACUGGUUGUUCUUUCUGCUCAUGUUCCUCAUUGGUCUCUUGGUUUAUGUGUGAUGCUACGCAUCUAUGCACCUCCACUGCUGUCCCCUCUCGGCUGCUGGAUUCACCCAAACCAUCAUGACAUAAAUCACCAAAAUGGGCUUAAAACAAAAGAAGUAGAAUCUUCUGCCCGACUCCAGGGUUUUAUUCCUAAUGGUGCUUUUAUUGGUGCUUUACACCCAAACCAGGAUGGAAACAGCCAUCGUUACACUGACUGGUCAUCUGUUAUAAUGCGUUGCUUUGCUGUUAAUUGACACUCGAUUGGUCAAGGUUCAGGUCUGUGACACUUAACGCUGGGUGUUUGGUAAAGAUUUCAGUAUAUUCACCAUUCAUAUCAGAACAAAAUGAUCUGCCUGUUGUUAUAGGAAGUCAAAUUUGUUGUGUCCAGGAAGAAAAUGAGGCUCAGGAUCUGAUCAGGUCAAAUGGGAAAACUUUAAGGACUGCGUAUCCCAUUCUCUUCCAAUACCAUCAUUAAUUUCCUUGACAAUGACGCCUAAAGCCUAAUGACACAUCAUGUCAUACACAGUGGCUCAUACCUGGACAAAACAGAUCCAUACACCGGUGUAUAUGGAGUGAUGGUCGUAAUGUAAACAAAUGUAAAAAUGAAAAAAUAUCUUAUUUCCGGAAAGAAAAUUUUGCGAAGUGCUGUUGUGUGUCUAUGGCGAGUCUUUAGAUUGUGAGACCCAUCACAAGAUCUUCUCAUGAGAAUCUACGUAGAAAAUAAAAACGUGUUCAACGAUGUUUGCACAAAUGACAGAAUUUGCUUGACCUAACCCCUAGGCACAGAAAACAAAAAACAAUUUAGAGACCCUUAAAGGAAGCAUCCAAACACUGCUGUGGUUUACUGCCCCUCUUUACAGGGGUAAGGGGCAGGUUCAUCGAGUUACCGUCAUAAGCUGUAGCUUCCCUAAUCAGCUCAAGAACACACGGCUGAACAUGUCAGAAGAUGGAUAAACAUUCGGACUUGUCUAUGCAAGAAAAUCGGACCAUUCUCAGCACGUAUUACCAGUGUUGUGGUGAUGUCUUCCCAGUUCGCAAAGAACUUGGCUUUUAUUUUGUUUAAAUCGUAAGCACCAUGAUGAUGUCGGCUUGUUCGCGUGCCGUCCUGGUUUCGGCAGCUCAGCUGACUGCGACUUGCUCUCGGUGGCUGUUAAGCAACUCGGCUGUGUUUUCCUGAAGUUCUUCAAUGAAAGCCAGAGAAUCUGUUCCUGUACUGGCUUGAUUGUUCAUUGUGGAGUAAUAAGACCAAGAACUGACUGUUAUUACUGUUCUUUUUUGUACAGUUACUGUGAUAUCUUCUUCCUCACGGCUGCCGUCUAGACUGCGAGUCUCGAGUCUCUAACAUUCAGAGUGUCUCUGUGGUCACCGAACAUCAAGCUGCUGUUGUAGAAAAUAUCUUGCUCCCUUCUAAUCAGCUUUUAGACACCGCUGUUAUUGUUCACUCCGUGCUGAAUCUAGAACAUCUAGACCUUUAGCCGCCGCUGUUGCUCACGAGCGCUCGUUUGUAGCCGUGCCCUUGAAGUGUGUUUUUUUUUAGUCGCGGUCGUGACCUCGGCUGCUGGGGAUCCGAGUGUUUACUUGUUCCCUUCAUUAGCCUGCUGUAUCUGUGGAACAUCUCAUUCUCACCCUACCACAUUCCUCUUUUUGCUGAACGCGACCCACUUGCUGUUGCCAUUGUGUUUGCUUGUUGCCCCUGUUCUAGAGUCUCACGUUGCUCUUCUACAAAGUGUCUUAUUUUCCCCCAGAUUUACAGUUCUACAUUUUCCGUUUAUUAGACAUUAGCUAUGGAUGAUUUAUUAGAGCAUUUCCUCGUUACCGUACGUCCAGUAAUUAUUGUUCACUGUGAAACAUAAACCACUGCAGCUCCACAAGGUGAGGCAGUAGUUACUGAAUGAAAUACUGUCACAGGUUUAGAGUUGCUCACUGUAAAGUUAGUACCAAUGUUUAAAUAGCUGUUUUGCUGCCAUGCUUUGGAAUGCCUUGUUGUCACGUCCGGAGCAUCAGUCCACACUUCCCUCACUUGUGGAGCAGCCAGCUGGAGCCGGAGUGUGAUAAAGUCGUGUGAACACAAAGUGAAGGAUAGAUAGAGGAACGACAGAGAAACGUUGUUUAACUGGAAAAGAACACAAGCGCAAAAGAGACGUGUCAGCAGACGCUUGACUCGACCAGUGGCUCAAAAAUAGCGACCGUUUCAAGAUGAACGUGGACUUGCUCCUUUUCUUGCAUUUGUGGCCUUUGUCCUAAGAUUUAUGUAAAAGAUUGUUAACAAGUGAAGCUGUCGGCUUGAGAAACUCUGCUCUCGAGCGUCUUCUGGCGUGUCCUGAAGCACGGGGUCAGCCUCCAUCACAGCCGUUUAUCACUAGCGUGUUUCUGAAGCCACACGCUCCUCAUCUUCACCAGUACUGAGCUCAUUCUGUCGUCUGAGCAUCUUAAACCUCACAUCACAAUGAUCUUCUGUGCAGUUGUGUGUUUGUUGUUAGUAAGUUUAACCUUCGGACAGAAACCGAUAAAAAAAAGGUCAAAGGGUUUUUUUUUGUCCACAAUCCAACAUUUUCAGGUCUUUUAACCAUCUUGGAUACUUGAAGCAGGAGUAAAAUCUCCUACCGUGAAACACAGACAUGUUGUAUGUUGGAAAUGUAAUGUAUAUUAUAAAUAUAUAUUUAAAAAAAAAAAAAGAAAACACGCACACAGAGCCGACGGUGCACAUUGAGUUCGGUGUCAUUGAGGUGGGUGAAGUGAUCGAAACGAAAAAGACUGAGGGAGUCACACUGAGAAAAAAAAGAAUAAUAUAUAUAUAUAUAUAUAUAUGUGUGUGUGUGUGUGUGUGUGUGUGUGUGUGUGUGAGCGAGCAGCGGUUGUAUAGUUCACGAUGUCAAAAAAGGCGAAACCUCUGGAUGUUUAAAAGAAAAAUCACUGUGACCAAUGUUAGAAAAAAGAGAAUAGUUUAUUUAUUUAUUUAUUUAUUUAUUUAUUCAUUUUAAUGAAAUAAUUUAUUACAAAUUGUGUUUUAC